AUGACAGCGGAAGUUGCCGUCGCCCCCGCUGCAUCUGAGGAGCCUAACACGGAAGAUCGCCCAUCUGGUGCCGCUGAUGCAGUCCUGAAACCGUCCGAUCCAAUCCCUGAGUCAUGGACUACUCGUGAAGUCAAAGGUAUUGACUUCAACAACUUCAAGGGCCGCCAUGUAACGGUCUCGGACCUAAUUACAGGUAUGGAAACUAUUGGUUUUCAGGGCUCAAAUCUUGCACGAGCUUGUAAGCUUGUUGAUGCGAUGCGUACCUACCGUUCCCCAGAGACUGGAAAAGAAGCUACUAUUUUCUUGGGGUACACCAGCAACCUGAUCUCCUCUGGUCUUCGUGAGACACUCCGGUACCUGGUUGAACACAAACAUGUUUCGGCCAUUGUGACCACAGCAGGAGGAGUCGAGGAGGACUUCAUUAAAUGCCUCGCCUCUACAUAUAUGGGUGCCUUCAAUCUUGAUGGUGCUACACUGCGUAAGAAGGGCCUGAAUCGCAUCGGUAAUCUUAUCGUUCCGAACAACAACUACUGCCUCUUCGAGGAUUGGGUCGUCCCUAUUCUCGACGCCAUGCUUGAAGAGCAGGAGGCAGACCCUGAAUUGUCUAUUACUGGGCUUGGAAGAAUGAUAUUCCGCUCCCCAAAACAGUUGAAAUGUGAUAUUGUGGGCGAUAUCAGAAAGAUUAACUCGCUUUCUGUUCGUGCCGAGAAGGUCGGCGCGAUGAUCUUGGGAGGGGGCAUUGUGAAGCAUCAUAUUGCCAAUGCUUGCCUGAUGAGAAAUGGAGCGGAGUAUGCUGUAUUUAUCAAUACAGCAAGUGAGUUUGAUGGCUCCGAUGCUGGGGCAAGGCCAGAUGAGGCGGUCAGUUGGGGAAAGAUUAAGAUGGACGGAGAGGCAGUUAAAGUGUACGCUGAGGCCACCAUUGCAUUCCCUAUGAUUGUCGCCGCGACCUUUGCUAGACCGUCCGUGCCUGAUUCUCAAUCUGAGCCCGAGAUCAAGAAGGAGGACAAGGAUGAGGAUUCAGCUGUUGCGUUUAACUCUUAG
Messenger RNA from Morchella importuna, 1041 nucleotides. RefSeq lists its product as uncharacterized. The coding region runs from base 1 to 1041 and encodes 346 amino acids. Gene Ontology annotation, cellular component: cytoplasm. Lineage: Eukaryota; Fungi; Ascomycota; Pezizomycetes; Pezizales; Morchellaceae. Gene Ontology annotation, biological process: peptidyl-hypusine biosynthetic process. The record is from RefSeq and is a predicted model, not a curated record. The transcript is spliced from 5 exons. Gene Ontology annotation, molecular function: deoxyhypusine synthase activity.